AUGGCCUCUCGCCCGACCGUCACUGUUUUCGGCGCCGAUGGCAAGCCCACCGGCGCCACUGAGGUCCUUCCCAAGGUCUUCAGCGCCCCGAUCCGGCCGGAUAUCGUCAAGCACGUCCACACCGGCAUGGCCAAGAACAAGAGGCAGCCUUAUGCCGUCAGCGAGAAGGCCGGCCACCAGACCUCGGCCGAGUCCUGGGGCACUGGUCGCGCCGUUGCCCGUAUUCCCCGUGUCUCGGGUGGUGGUACUCACCGCGCUGGCCAGGGUGCUUUCGGUAACAUGUGCCGUUCCGGCCGCAUGUUCGCUCCCACCAAGAUCUGGCGCAAGUGGCACGUCAAGAUCAACCAGGGCCAGAAGCGCUUUGCUACCGCUUCUGCCCUCGCCGCCUCUGCCGUGGCUCCUCUCCUGAUGGCCCGUGGCCACCAGGUUUCGACCGUCCCUGAGGUUCCUCUGGUCGUCGACUCUGCUGCCGUCGCUGGCGACGCUGUUGCCAAGACUGCUGCUGCCUACAAGCUCCUCAAGGCCAUCGGUGCCGGCCCGGAUGUUGAGAAGGUUAAGAAGUCCAAGAAGCUCCGCGCCGGUAAGGGUAAGAUGAGGGGCCGCCGCCACCGCCAGCGCCGCGGUCCUCUCAUCGUUUACAGCCCCGAACACGACGGCAAGGAGCUCGUCAAGGGCUUCCGCAACAUCCCGGGUGUCGAGACCUGCCCUGUCGAUGCCCUCAACCUCCUCCAGCUUGCUCCUGGUGGCCACCUCGGCCGCUUCAUCGUCUGGACCUCGGCCGCCAUCAAGCAGCUCGAUGCCGUCUACGAGAGCAAGAAGGGCUUCUUCCUGCCUGCCAACAUUGUCAGCCAGGCCGAUCUCAGCCGUCUCAUCAACAGCACUGAAAUCCAGAGCGUGCUCCGUGCUCCUAAGGGUGAGGCCCGUACCAAGCGCGCCUGCGUCCAGAAGAAGAACCCUCUGCGCAACAAGCAGAUCAUGCUGCGCCUCAACCCCUAUGCUUCCACCUUCGCCAAGGAGAAGCUGGGUGAGGUUAAGGCUGAGGAGGGCAAGCCCCCUAAGGUUCCGGCUUCGUUCAAGGAGCUCCUGCACGAGGCUUAA
This is a messenger RNA of Thermochaetoides thermophila DSM 1495, 1098 nucleotides long. Its product is annotated as 60S ribosomal protein uL4. The transcript has 3 exons. The coding region runs from base 1 to 1098 and encodes 365 amino acids. The record is from RefSeq and is a predicted model, not a curated record. Gene Ontology annotation, biological process: translation. Lineage: Eukaryota; Fungi; Ascomycota; Sordariomycetes; Sordariales; Chaetomiaceae. Gene Ontology annotation, molecular function: structural constituent of ribosome; RNA binding. Gene Ontology annotation, cellular component: ribosome; cytosolic large ribosomal subunit.